AUGGCGAGCAGUCUUUUAAUCUUUAUAGUGCAAAUGUAUCCAGCUUGUAUGAUGCUAAGCGGCCGGUUGACGACGAUCAGUAGGCACGUUCCCGCCCACAGCCGCCAAGAUGGAUACGUGCCCCUCCCCACUGGCUGCUGGCCGGUGAGGCUCGUCCUCGUCAACUACACCGACUUCACCCCACCCUCCCUAAUCCCACCAUCUGCCAAUCCCCUUCCUCCCAUCAUCACCACCACCUCGCGGCCCACAGCGUUCCUGACCAACCUUCCCCGCGAAAUGCUCGAUCGAGUGGUGUGCCACCUCGAUCGGUCGGACGUACGAUCACUUGCCCUUGUCGCCCCUGCCCGCAUCUCCCCCGCCCUCGACCUCUCAGCACGACGGGGACUUUGCCGCCUACUCAACCUCUCCAUCAACCCUUACUAUGGGUACUCCCCUUCCAUCGAGCCUGAGCUCUCUCCAGAGGCCGAGUACGAAACUUAUCGCGCGCAGAUCGAAAGCACGGAGCAGAUACACCAGGCGGGAGUUUGUGCAAGAGUCCUCGAGGUCGCGCGUCAGGUGGAGGAUGCGCAGGGUUGGAGCGCCGUCGAGGAGAUCAGGAUGGUCCCUCGGCCCGGCGCAGUGGCUGCCAUGGUAGAGAUACUCGGGCGAGCCGGCUUCCUGCGGAAGCUGGCGAUCAGUCACCCGCAAGACGACGAUUGGGAAAGACGGAAGGGGCCAGCGGACAUGGCCGAUUUGGCCUGUAUCGAUCUACCCUGGCUCCUGGCCGGCCUCAACUUCCCUUCUCUCACCCACGUCCACGUCGAACGCGCCUCAUACAAGUACCCCGGCUUCAUUCCCCUCCUCGUCAACUCGGCUCCCUAUCUCAACUCGCUCGAUGCGACUAUCGCGCUCAACGUUGCACACUCCGCGCCGGACCAACUGGACCCUACAUCAUUCCCUGGCUUCGUCGCCGAUGACACCCAAAUCACCACCCUCCGACUCCACCUUUUCUGCAGAUAUCUUUGGGACGACCUUCCGGAUGACCAGGCUCAUACCAUCGCCUUCGGUCUUCUCGACCGGAUACCCCUGAUUGAGAAGCUCUGCAUCGACUACGAUUACAUAGACAUCGGACUCGCAGAACGCAUCUGGCAGAUGGCCUCUCAGUAUCGUCACUUGACGGAUCUCAUAUGGGGUGCGGAGGGAUACUACCGAGGUAGUUGGCCCUCCUUCAACAAACUCGAAAUCGUCCUCUUUUCCUACCCCUGGUGGGCUCAUUCGCAGGAGGCAAAUCGGCCGAUCGAAGUCAACGUCGAUGACUUCUUCGCCGCUCAUUCAAUGAUCCCCAGUUUGGCCUCGCGGCUUCGGCAGUGUCCUCUCCUGCACACGCUCAUACUGGACUGGCAGGAAGGGGACCGGGAUGCAGCCAGUUAUCAUCUGCGGCUGCUGACCGAGAUGGAGCACCGCCCGAAGCUUGGCUCCGGCUCGGCCCGGUCGUAUCGACAUGGAGCGUCGGAGCUGCUUCACGUCCAUUCACAGACAAAUCGAUACGAAAUUGCGGACCAUCCUGCGUCGGCCUCCAGCGGGAGGCUCUGCCGCGAGCACGAAGAGUGCGUGAACUAUCCGACCGAAGAUGGGACUGAGUACUGCAAAGUCUUCGGCAGCUCGGACGAGACCGUCGUUCAGGACUGGACUGACUUCGACGGUCUAGUCGUCCCUCUGUUGAUCAUCCAGGAGAUGAAGGAGGCGGAGGGUGCUGGUGUAGAAUGGGAGAAUCGAGGUGUAGAGGUUGGGGAGGCGGGCUGGAUAAUCCUUCUGCAGUGGCAGGAGAUGGAGAUGGCGCGGCUGGAGCUGGCGGAGGAAGACGCAGCCGAGCAGGCGGAGGGUGACGAGGAGGGGGACAGUGAAGAGGAUGAGAGCGAGGAGGAUGAGAGUGAGGAGGAGGAAAGUGAGGAGGAGGAAAGUGAGGAGGAGGAAAGUGAGGAGGAGUAG
Molecule: messenger RNA, 1968 nt
Organism: Dioszegia hungarica
Lineage: Eukaryota; Fungi; Basidiomycota; Tremellomycetes; Tremellales; Bulleribasidiaceae
Exons: 5
Coding region: 1-1968 (655 amino acids)
Molecular function (GO): protein binding
Source: RefSeq, a predicted model, not a curated record